Arachis duranensis is the source of this 908-nucleotide messenger RNA. RefSeq names its product pentatricopeptide repeat-containing protein At2g36730-like. Gene Ontology annotation, cellular component: COPII vesicle coat; endoplasmic reticulum exit site. Lineage: Eukaryota; Viridiplantae; Streptophyta; Magnoliopsida; Fabales; Fabaceae. Gene Ontology annotation, biological process: COPII-coated vesicle cargo loading. Gene Ontology annotation, molecular function: GTPase activator activity. The record is from RefSeq and is a predicted model, not a curated record. Bases 234 to 524 code for a protein of 96 amino acids. The transcript has 2 exons.
UUCGAUAAAAUGUCCGAACGAACUGUUGUUUCAUGGACAACUUUGAUACCUGCUUAGAAGCUCUCGAUUUGUUUGACUCCAUGAAAGUUAUGGGUCCAAAACCAAACUAUAUAACAAUGCUUGGGGUUCUAUUUGCAUGUAGUCAUGCAGGGCUGGUCAAUGAAGGCUGAAAUUACUUUCGGUCUAUAAAGAAUUUUUAUGGAAUAGAUCUUAAAAUAGAACACUAUAGUUGCAUGCUUGAUCUUCUUGGAAUAGUUGGAAAGCUUGAUGACAUGGUUAAGCUAAUUCAGGAGAUGAAUUAUGAGUCGGAUGUUGUAGCAUGGAGGACUUUGCUUUAUGCUUGCAAAGCCCACCGAAAUGUGCGUGAAUCUCAGGAACAGUUGCCGGAGAACACCCUUGUUGGAUUAGUUACCUUUGACUCCAUGGUUUAUAUUCAUGAUCUUGGCUAUUCUGAGUGCUCAAAGGUUAUCCUAUUCCAUGGCGAUCGUGAAGUUUCGUCUAAUCAGGUACUAAAGACCAGAUAGUUCCUCAACAUUAGUCACGCCUACCACCAGCUGCAUCAUGGACAAACAACUGUUGUCCCAAAGCAGGGAUAUUUGUUGCCAAUUUCAGAAUGCGAGUUCAGCAUCACCCGGCAAUUGAAGAGAUCCAUUGUAUGUAGAAGUACGAGUAAAUACCCAUAUGAAAAAGAAGAAGAAGAGAUGAAGACGAAGAGGAGAUGAACUGUAUGAAAAUUUGGGGAUUUAGGGUUAGGAACCAACAUGGGUACAAAUUGAAAAUUAGCCAGUUCAACUAGCCAUUGGACUCCUCCAGUGUAGCAAACCGAGUCCAUGUCAGCGCUCCGGUGAUGAUUCAUCACCAGAAAUAUUGAGUGCUCGGAGCUCUAUCUGGAGGACUACAAUAGAAAA